This is a messenger RNA of Patiria miniata (bat star), 1503 nucleotides long. RefSeq lists its product as uncharacterized. The transcript is spliced from 3 exons. Lineage: Eukaryota; Metazoa; Echinodermata; Asteroidea; Valvatida; Asterinidae. The record is from RefSeq and is a predicted model, not a curated record. Bases 746 to 1438 code for a protein of 230 amino acids.
UAUUCCCUUAACACUCUUCGGUACCAUGGUCCCAGAUUAUGGAAUACUAUUAAUCCCAGCAUUAGAACACUGUCUUCCGUGGGGCGAUUUAAAUCACGGUACAAGAAAUUCCUUCUGUCCUCGUAUGUAGCAUAGCUUCCCAACCUGAUUUCUAUGCAUUUUCAUCGUUUUUAUUAUUUUCAUCAUGUUAAUUGUAGCUCCUUCAACUUCAUUGCUUUUCCAAUUAUUUACUCAUUUUGUACUUUCAUAUCCUGUCAGGUUAAGUAGUGUCACUUUUGUCUUGUCUGUAUUGUCUGUGUCUCGUUAUAGUUUUGUUUUUCUGUUGUUAUUGUUGUCUGUAAAGGCUGUUUCUUACAAGCCUCGGCUUACUCAAACAGCCCCAUACUCCUAUUUUCUCCUGUACAUAAACCAAACUUAAUUUGACACUUGUUAAUAGCGCAGUUUACUUUUAUUAAAUUUUUUGUGUGUGACACAUAUAUCGAAUUCGUUAUUUUGCUAUGUACCCAAAACCUUUUGUUUAUUGAUGUAUUUCUCUAAAGGAGUAUGAAAUAAAUGUUUCUUGAAUUGAAAUUGAAUUGAACUAGACUACUGAGAAUCCCUCAUGAGAUCACUUGCUACAACGAGUCCACAGUAUCUGGCCAGAAUUCCUUGUUCUUCUUGCUUAGACGUCUGGCGUACCCAAACAGAUUGACAGAUCUUAGCAGACUGUUUGGCCGUCAUCCUGAAGAGUUGUCCAUAAUGAUCAAUGCCAUCCAAGAUAUCAUAUGGGAACAUGCUGGAGAUAAGUUAUUCGAUCUCAAUCAGCCCUGGUUGUCCCACAUUGGAAGAAUUCGCAUAUGCCAUCCAUCAACGUGGGAGUCCACUUACAUCGAUCUGGGCAUUCAUUGAUGGUACCGCACGCCCGAUUUGUCGACCUGGCAGACAUCAACGAGAAGUAUACAACGGCCAUAAGAGAACGCACGCUCUCAAAUACCAGUCAGUCGUCACCACUAAUGGCCUGAUUGCCAACAUGUUCGGGCAAAUGGAAGGGAGACGCCACGACUCAGCUUUGCUAACCGAAAGCAACCUCAUGGAAGAUCUUCAGAUGCUCCCCGACCAUUCAUCGGGGGAUACAUUCCGCUUAAACGGGGAUACAGCUUACCCGUUACGACUACAGCUACAAGGGCCAUUCAAGGGAGCGAAUCUAACGGAGGACCAGCGGCUGUUCAACAAGAAAAUGAGCAGUGUUCGUGAAUGUGUCGAGUGGGCAUUUGGGAAGGUCGUAUCAUUGUUUGCCUUUGUCGACUUCAAGAAAAAUCAGAAAUUAUACUUGCAAUCUGUGGGCAAAACGUACAAAGUUGCGGUUUUGAUGACCAACUGCCACACAUGCCUCUGCGGUUCCCAGAAUUCAGAUUACUUUGGUGUCAGGCCCCCACGGCUGGAAGAGUAUUUGGCGUAAUGUUAUAAUUGAGUAAAUUACAACUGCAUUUGAAAGAUGAUUAUUAGACACACAGGCUUUAACUA